Brassica napus (rape) is the source of this 801-nucleotide messenger RNA. RefSeq lists its product as uncharacterized. NCBI's taxonomy places the organism in Eukaryota, Viridiplantae, Streptophyta, Magnoliopsida, Brassicales, Brassicaceae. The record is from RefSeq and is a predicted model, not a curated record. The transcript has 3 exons. The coding region runs from base 1 to 801 and encodes 266 amino acids.
AUGUCGAAAAUCUCAAACCUAAACUAUGCUGCCCUUAAUCUCUCCGGACACAACUAUUUGCAAUGGGGACUUGACACAAAGAUUAACUUGAGGUCAAAGGAACUAUGUGAUACUAUCAUCAAGGGUAACAAUGAGAUUGAUAAGAAUCGAUAUGAUCACCAGAAAACGGUGCUAUUACCAAAGGCUAGACAUGAGUGGAAGAAUCUCAGAUUCAUGGACUAUAAGUCUGUGGAUGAAUACAAUUUAGUAUUGUUUAAGAUAGUCUCAAUGAUGAGAUUAUGUGGUGAGGAAGUAACCGAGAAAGAGUUGCUUGAUAAAACAUUCUCCACGUUCCAUUCGACGAACGUGUUGCUGCAACAGCAGUAUAGAGAAAGGGGCUUCGCCUCAUACACUGAUCUGAUCUUGUGCCUGCUCCUGGCCGAGGCUAAUAAUGAACUCCUGAUGAAAAACAGUGAGAUGAGACCCACCGGAACAUCAGCAUUACCAGAAGCCAAUGAGGCUGAAAAGAAAGAUCCCAAAGAAUGCAACCACGUCCAUGAUAAUAAGAAGUCACACGGCAAAGGCCGUAGUAGAUUCAAGGGACGUGGCCAUGACAGUUAUGGCCGGCAAAGAAACCACAAUAACCGUGGUCGUGGUUCCAGCCGUGGCCGAGGCAAUUAUGGCCGUGGUCGAGAGAGCCUUAAGAACAAGAACCCAGAAGCCCGUAUGGUUCAUGAUACCGGGUAUGAUGCUGAUGAUGAUUCCGACCUUGAAAGGGACGACCUCUUGGAUUUUGAGACUUCUGAUUGUCUCAAAGACUAA